Messenger RNA from Protobothrops mucrosquamatus (brown spotted pit viper), 8139 nucleotides. It is a transcript of the gene TENM1, whose product is annotated as teneurin transmembrane protein 1. The coding region runs from base 1 to 8139 and encodes 2712 amino acids. Gene Ontology annotation, biological process: heterophilic cell-cell adhesion; signal transduction; neuron development. NCBI's taxonomy places the organism in Eukaryota, Metazoa, Chordata, Lepidosauria, Squamata, Viperidae. Gene Ontology annotation, molecular function: protein homodimerization activity; protein heterodimerization activity; cell adhesion molecule binding. The record is from RefSeq and is a predicted model, not a curated record. The transcript has 32 exons. Gene Ontology annotation, cellular component: membrane; neuron projection.
AUGGAGCAGAUGGACUGUAAACCUUACCAGCCUCUAUCCAAAGCUAAGCAUGAAAUGGAUCUAGCUUAUACGAGCUCUUCAGAUGAAAGUGAAGAUGGGAGAAAAGCAAGACAGUCCUACGAGUCGAGAGAAACCCUGAAUGAAUUUGGACAAGAUCUCAGACUCAACUACAACAGCCAUAGCCGAAAAGGAAAAGGAGUUGAUGAAUCCACUCAAGAGCUGGAAUUCUGUGACUCUCCCCAUAUGUUGUGUGCUGGCUACCAGGGGGACUUGCAUACAGUUUCUCAGCACGGCUAUCCUAUCGAGAUGGGGUCCGAUAUGGAUACCGAGACGGAAGGAGGCGCUUCACCAGAUCAGGCCUUGAGGAUGUGGAUGUCGGGCAUGAAAUCCGAACACAGCUCCUGUUUGUCAAGCCGCGCCAACUCAGCCUUGUCCCUCACUGACACGGAUCACGAAAGGAAGUCUGACGGAGAGAACGAAAUGCCAGGGAGCCCACGCAACCAGUUUACCUUCAGACCCCUGCCACCUCCGCCGCCACCACCCCACGCGUGCACCUGCAGCCGAAAGCCUCCUUCAGCAGCCAAUUCCCUCCAGGCCAGAUCGCUCACCACCCGCAGCCAGCCGAAUCCAGCCGCCCCAUCGCCCCCGAAUACCCAGGACUCUGUGCAUCUUCAUAACAGUUGGGUUCUGAACAGUAACAUACCACUGGAGACCAGGCAUUUCCUGUUUAAACAUGGAUCUGGGUCUUCCGCUAUCUUCAGCGCUGCCAGUCAGAACUAUCCUCUGACUUCUAAUACAGUUUACUCACCACCUCCCAGACCACUUCCUAGAACGACGUUUUCGCGACCGGCUUUCGCUUUUAACAAGCCUUAUAGAUGUUGCAACUGGAAGUGCACCGCCUUGAGUGCUACAGCAAUCACAGUCACACUGGCAUUGUUGCUGGCUUAUGUUAUUGCAGUACAUUUAUGUGGCCUGACUUGGCAGUUGCAGCCAGUUGAUGGACAGCUUUAUGAAAACGGACUCAGUAAAGGAAACAGACUCACAGAAUCUGUGGAUACAACAUAUGCUCCCAUUGGAGGGAAAGUGUCAGAUAAAACAGAAAGGAAAGUAUUUCAGAAAGGACAGGCCAUAGACACGGGAGAAAUUGAAAUUGGAGAUCAGGUGAUGCAGACCAUCCCACCAGGCCUCUUUUGGCGGUUCCAGAUCACGAUCCAUCAUCCGUUGUACUUGAAAUUUAAUGUGUCUCUGGCAAAGGAUUCCCUGCUUGGGAUUUAUGGCAGACGCAAUAUUCCUCCCACUCACACCCAGUUUGACUUUGUAAAACUAAUGGAUGGAAAACAGCUAAUUAAACAGGAACCAAGACAUUCGGAAGAACUUCACCAGGGGCCCAGAAAUCUAAUUUUAAUGUCCAUGCAAGAAACUGGUUUCAUAGAAUAUAUGGACCAAGGAGCCUGGCACAUGGCAUUUUACAACGAUGGCAAGAAGGUGGAGCAAGUGCUUAUGUUAACAACAGCAAUUGAAGUCAUGGAUGACUGUUCUACUAACUGCAACGGAAAUGGAGAAUGUAUUUCUGGCCACUGCCACUGUUUCCCAGGAUUCCUUGGUCCUGAUUGCGCACGAGAUUCCUGCCCAGUUUUAUGCAGUGGAAACGGGGAAUAUGAACAGGGUCACUGUGUUUGUCGCAACGGGUGGAAGGGAGCCGAAUGCGAUGUCCCAGAGGAGCAGUGCAUUGACCCCACCUGCUUUGGGCACGGCACAUGUAUCAUGGGAAUUUGCAUUUGUGUCCCCGGUUAUAAAGGAGAGAUAUGCGAAGAAGAGGACUGCUUAGAUCCUAUGUGUUCUGGGCAUGGAGUCUGUGUCCAAGGAGAAUGCCAUUGCUCCAUGGGCUGGGGCGGAGUCAACUGUGAAACAUCACUUCCCAUCUGUCAAGAACAGUGUUCUGGCCAUGGCACUUUUGUCUUGGAGACAGGGCUGUGCAGUUGUGACCCAAAGUGGACAGGCUCUGAUUGCUCAUCCGAACUCUGCACACUGGAUUGCGGCGCCCAUGGUGUUUGUGUGAAAGGAGCGUGCCAGUGUGAAGAAGGUUGGAUAGGGCCCACUUGUGAAGAACGGACGUGUAAUUCUCACUGCACGGAGCAUGGAAAGUGCAAAGAUGGAAAAUGCGAAUGCAGCCCUGGAUGGGAAGGAGACCACUGUACCAUAGUUCACAAGGUUAAUGCUAUCAGGGAUGGAUGCCCGGGUCUGUGUUAUGGAAAUGGAAGGUGUACCCUUGACCAAAAUGGAUGGCACUGUGUCUGCCAAGUGGGCUGGAGCGGAAUGGGCUGCAAUGUUGUAAUGGAAAUGUUUUGUGAAGAUAACAUCGAUAAUGAUGGAGAUGGUUUGACAGACUGUGUUGAUCCUGAUUGCUGUCAGCAGAGUAAUUGCUUCUCCAGUCCUCUCUGCCAAGGGUCUCCUGAUCCUCUGGACCUCAUUCAGCAAAGUCAACCUCCUUUCUUGCAGCACUCACCAAGACUCUUUUAUGACAGGAUCAAGUUUCUGAUUGGCAAGGAGAGCACUCAUGUCGUUCAAGGCGAUGUCUUAUUUGAGAGCAGACGUGCUUGUGUUAUCCGAGGACAAGUGGUAGCAAUUGAUGGAACCCCUCUGGUUGGGGUCAAUGUGAGUUUCCAGCAUCACAGUGAUUAUGGCUACACCAUCAGCCGACAGGAUGGAAGUUUUGAUCUAGUGGCUGUCGGAGGCAUCUCGGCCACCCUGAUCUUUGAUAGAUCACCUUUUCUUCCCAUGAAAAGAACACUUUGGCUGGCCUGGAAUAGGUUUAUUGUGGUAGACAAAGUGGUCAUGCAAAGGACAGAAGCAGAACUGCCCACUUGUGACAUCAGUAGCUUCAUCAGCCCGAAUCCAAUCGUCAUCCCUUUUCCUCUGACAACAUUUGGAGGAUCGUGUCCAGAAAGAGGGACAGUCAUACCUGAAUUACAGGUGGUCCAGGAGGAAAUAUCCUUUCCUUCCAGCUUUGUGAAGCUGAGUUACCUGAGCAGCAGAACCUCGGGAUAUAAAACCUUGCUACGCAUCAUCUUGACGCAUUCUACGAUCCCCCCUGGCAUCACAAAAGUGCAUCUCACUGUCACAAUUGAAGGGCGGCUGGCUCAGAAAUGGUUUCCGGCUGCCGUCAACCUCAUCUAUACUUUUGCAUGGAAUAAGACGGAUAUUUAUGGACAGAAGGUAUCCGGCUUGGCAGAGGCAAUAGUCUCGGUGGGUUACGAAUAUGAGAGCUGUGCUGAUCUGAUUCUAUGGGAGAAAAGGACUGUAACAUUGCAAGGAUUUGAGUUGGAUGCAUCAAAUCUAGGAUGCUGGUCCUUGGACAAACACCAUAUUUUGAAUACACAGAGUGGGAUUGUCCAUAAAGGCAAUGGAGAGAACAUAUUCAUCUCACAACAGCCAGCCGUCAUCUCUACAGUCAUGGGCAACGGGCACCAGAGGAGUGUCUCCUGCACCAAUUGCAACGGUCCUUCUCACAGCAGUAAACUCUUUGCGCCUGUCGCCCUCGCAUCCGGCACCGACGGGAGCAUAUACAUUGGCGAUUUCAAUUUUGUUCGAAGGCUUCUUCCUUCCGGAAACUCUAUUAGCAUCCUGGAACUAAGAAACAGAGACACCAGACACAGCACUAGUCCAGCACACAAAUAUUAUCUUGCCAUGGAUCCAGCCUCGGAAUCCCUUUAUUUGUCAGAUACAAACACCAGGAGGGUCUACAAGGUGAAAUCUCUCAGUGAAACCAAGGAUUUGGCCAAAAAUUAUGAGGUGGUGGCAGGUACUGGGGAUCAGUGCCUGCCGUUUGAUCAAAGUCACUGUGGUGAUGGAGGACGGGCGUCCGAAGCAGCUCUUCACAGCCCACGAGGUAUCACCGUCGAUAAGCAUGGCUUCAUUUAUUUUGUGGACGGCACCACAAUUCGCAAGAUCGAUGGAAGUGGGCAGAUCACAACGUUAAUAGGCUCAAAUGGCCUCACAUCAACCCAGCCUCUGCGUUGUGAUGCCAGCAUGGACAUCUCUCAGGUUCGCUUAGAAUGGCCAUCAGAUCUUGCUGUCAACCCUCUUGACAACUCAUUAUAUGUGCUGGACAACAACAUCGUCCUGCAAAUUUCUCAGAACCGGCGGGUUCGCAUCAUUGCGGGCCGCCCAAUUCACUGCCAAGUUCCCGGUGUUGACCACGUGCUGGUCAGCAAAGUGGCCAUCCAUUCCACCCUCGAAUCAGCCCGUGCUGUUGGCGUCUCUCACAGCGGUGUGUUGUACAUUGCCGAGACAGAUGAGAGGAAGAUCAACCGCAUCCAGCAGGUCACAACCAAUGGAGAGAUCUCUGUCAUUGCUGGAGCACCGACAGAUUGUGAUUGUAAGAUUGAUCCCAACUGUGAUUGCUUCUCAGGUGAUGGUGGAUACGCUAAAGACGCCAAGCUCAAAGCUCCAUCUUCCCUUGCCGUGUCUCCUGAUGGCACUUUGUACAUCGCUGACCUUGGGAACAUCCGCAUCCGUGCUGUUAGCCAAAAUAAGCCUCAUCUCAAUGAUGCCAAUAUUUAUGAGAUAGCCUCUCCAGCUGACCAAGAACUGUAUCAAUUCACGAACAAUGGAACUCACUUGCACACCCUCAAUCUGAUCACGAGAGACUUUCUGUAUAACUUCACAUAUAACGGGGAAGGUGAACUUGGCACCGUUACCAGCAACAACGGUCACUCUGUACAUAUACGAAGGGAUGCCAGUGGCUUACCUCUCUGGAUGGUGAUGCCUGGAGGGCAGGUAUACUGGUUGACCAUCAGUAGCAAUGGCAUUCUCAAAAGAGUUUAUGCUCAGGGCUACAAUUUAGCCCUAAUGACCUAUCCUGGCACCACUGGACUUCUUGCCACCAAAAGCAACGAGUAUGGAUGGACAACAGUUUAUGAGUAUGAUUCCGAUGGUCAUUUAACCAAUGCAACUUUUCCCACUGGGGAAGUUAGCAGUUUCCAUAGUGAUAUUGAAAAACUGAUGAGAAUAGAAAUUGACGCUUCAAAUAGGGAAAAUGUGAUUACAGCAACUAACUUUUCAGCUACCUCAACUAUUUAUACUUUAAAACAAGACAACAUUCAGAAUAUUUAUCGGGUCAGUCCAGAUGGAUCCCUCCGAGUCACCUUUGCCAGUGGAAUGGAGCUGACGCUGAAUGCUGAGACACACAUCCUGGCUGGUGUGGUCAACCCUACCUUAGGAAAAUGUAAUAUCUCCUUACCUGGAGAGCAUAACUCCAACCUUAUCGAGUGGAGGCAAAGGAAGGAACAAACUAAAGGCAAUAUUUCCACUUUUGAAAGAAGGUUACGGGCUCACAACAGAAACUUGUUGUCCAUUGAUUUUGACCACUUAACAAGAACAGGGAAGAUCUAUGAUGACCAUCGCAAGUUCACUCUUCGGAUCCUCUAUGACCAGGCAGGCCGCCCAAUUCUUUGGUCACCCAUCAACAAGUACAAUGAAGUCAACAUCACUUACUCCCAUUCUGGAUUAGUAACGUACAUCCAGAGAGGAACAUGGACUGAAAAAAUGGAGUAUGAUCCAAAUGGGAAGAUUAUCUCCAGAACAUGGGCAGAUGGAAAAAUAUGGAGCUACACCUAUCUAGAAAAGUCUGUGAUGCUUCUUCUGCACAGCCAGCGCCGCUACAUCUUUGAACAUGACCAGUCGGACUACCUACUGUCUGUCACCAUGCCAAGCAUGGUCCGCCACAGUUUUCAAACCAUGCUCUCUGUUGGCUACUAUCGCAAUCUUUACUCUCCGCCAGACAGCAGUGCCUCCUUCAUGCAGGACUUUUCUAGAGAUGGACGGCUUUUGCAAACUCUCUACGCAGGAACGGGCCGCCAAGUUCUUUAUCAAUACACACCACAGUCCAAGCUCUCCGAGAUCCUUUACGACACCACACAGGUCUCCUUUACUUACGAAGAAUCAACGGGCGUCAUUAAAACCAUACACUUGAUGCAUGAUGGAUUUAUUUGCACCAUCAGAUACAGGCAAACGGGGCCACUUAUUGGGCGACAGAUAUUCCGAUUCAGUGAAGAAGGUCUCGUGAAUGCCAGGUUUGAUUACAGCUAUAACAACUUUCGGGUAACCAGCAUGCAAGCAAUGAUCAACGAAACACCACUCCCUAUUGAUCUAUACCGCUACGUAGAUGUGUCUGGGAAAACAGAACAAUUUGGCAAAUUCAGCGUGAUCAAUUAUGACUUAAAUCAAGUUAUCACCACCACCAUGAUGAAGCAUACCAAAAUUUUCAGUGCCAAUGGCCAAGUGAUAGAAGUACAGUAUGAAAUUCUGAAAUUCAUUGCCUACUGGAUGACUCUUCAAUAUGACAACAUGGGACGUAUGGUGAUAUGUGACAUCCGAGUAGGAGUAAAUGCCAACAUAACAAGGUACUUUUAUGAAUACGAUGCUGAUGGACAGCUUCAAACUGUCUCUGUGAAUGACAAAACUCAGUGGCGCUACAGCUAUGAUCUCAAUGGAAAUAUCAACUUACUCAGCCACGGGAACAGUGCACGGCUUACUCCUCUGAGAUAUGACCUCCGAGACCGCAUCACAAGGCUAGGAGAUCUUCAGUACAAGGUGGAUGAAGAUGGCUUUCUUAAACAAAGAGGAAAUGACAUCUUUGAGUACAGCUCCAAUGGUUUCCUGAGCAGAGCUUACAACAGGGUGGCUGGCUGGACAAUCCAGUUUUGCUAUGAUGGCUUGGGACGAAGAGUGGCCAGCAAGUCAAAUCUAGGGCAACACUUACAAUUCUUUUACGCAGAUCUCUCCAAUCCAGUAAGAAUUACUCACUUGUACAAUCACAGCAGUUCAGAAAUCACAUCCCUUUAUUAUGACCUUCAAGGACACUUGAUAGCUAUGGAGUUAAGCAGUGGCGAAGAGUAUUAUGUGGCAUGUGACAACACAGGGACACCCUUAGCUGUCUUCAGCAGCCGAGGCCAAGUGAUCAAAGAAAUCCUUUACACGCCUUACGGUGAGAUCUAUCAGGACACUAACCCAGAUUUUGAAGUUGUUAUCGGUUUUCAUGGAGGGCUAUAUAAUUCUUUGACUAAACUGGUACACUUGGGGCAAAGAGAUUAUGAUGUCAUUGCUGGACGUUGGACAAGCCCAAACCAUCGCAUCUGGGAAGAGCUGAAGAAUGUCCCUAAGCCAUUUAAUUUGUAUGCAUUUGAAAACAAUUAUCCAGCUGGCAAAAUACAAGAUGUGGCUAAAUAUACUACAGAUAUCGGGAGUUGGCUUGAACUGUUUGGAUUUCAGCUUCACAAUGUGCUCCCUGGGUUCCCAAGGCCAGGGAUGGGCACUUUGGACACAACGUACGAGCUUUUACAACUUCAAACCAAGACCCAAGAGUGGGAUCCUGGAAAGACUAUUCUUGGCAUUCAGUGUGAACUACAGAAGCAACUCCGGAACUUUAUUUCCUUGGAUCAGCUUCCCAUGACCCCCAAAUACAGCGAUGGCCGAUGUACACAGAAGGUAAAGCAACCCCAAUUUGCUGCAGUUCCUUCGGUCUUUGGGAAGGGCAUCAAAUUCGCAAUUAAGGAUGGACUGGUAACAGCAGACAUUAUCGGCGUAGCCAAUGAGGACAGCCGACGCAUCGCUGCCAUCCUCAACGGUGCUCAUUACCUCGAGAACCUCCAUUUCACCAUCGAUGGACGAGACACCCACUAUUUCAUCAAGCUUGGGUCUUUGGAAGAAGACCUUUCUCUCAUAGGCAACACUGGGGGACGGCGGAUCUUGGAGAACGGGGUCAACGUCACGGUGUCCCAAAUGACUUCCGUCAUCAACGGGAGGACAAGACGAUUUGCAGACAUCCAACUUCAGCAUGGUUUUUUGUGCUUUAACAUUCGAUAUGGGACGACCAUCGAAGAAGAGAAGAACCAUGUUUUGGAGAUCGCCCGGCAAAGAGCUGUGCUACAAGCUUGGACUAAGGAACAAAAGCGACUGCAAGAUGGUGAAGAAGGUACAAGGGUUUGGACAGAAGGGGAGAAGCAGCAGCUUUUGAGCACUGGGAAAGUGCAGGGUUAUGACGGAUAUUUUGUCUUAUCUGUGGAGCAGUAUCUAGAACUCGCAGACAGUGCCAACAAUAUUCACUUUAUGAGACAGAGUGAAAUAGGCAGAAGGUAA